Messenger RNA from Zonotrichia albicollis (white-throated sparrow), 2177 nucleotides. The record is from RefSeq and is a predicted model, not a curated record. Lineage: Eukaryota; Metazoa; Chordata; Aves; Passeriformes; Passerellidae.
GCUCUCAACAUCCCCCUUUUCCCUUCCCCAGGAUGGGAAUCCAUGGCUUGGCCAAGCUUAUUGCCGACGUGGCUCCCGGGGCCAUCCGGGAGAACGACAUCAAGUCCUACUUCGGCCGGAAAGUGGCCAUCGACGCCUCCAUGAGCAUCUACCAGUUCCUGAUCGCCGUGCGGCAGGGAGCCGACGUGCUCCAGAACGAGGACGGGGAGACCACCAGCCACCUGAUGGGAAUGUUCUACCGCACCAUCCGCAUGGUGGAGAAUGGCAUCAAGCCCGUGUACGUGUUCGACGGGAAGCCCCCGCAGCUGAAAUCCGGGGAGCUGGCCAAGCGCACGGAACGCCGCGCCGAGGCGGAGAAGCACCUGCAGGAAGCGCAGGAGGCCGGGGAGGAGGAGAACAUCGAGAAGUACAGCAAGAGGCUGGUCAAGGUGACCCCGCAGCACACGCAGGAGUGCAAGAAGCUGCUGGCGCUGAUGGGAAUUCCCUACGUGGAGGCCCCCGGCGAGGCAGAGGCCAGCUGCGCCGCCCUGGUGAAGGCCGGCAAGGUGUACGCCGCCGCCACGGAGGACAUGGAUUGCCUCACCUUCGGCAGCCCCGUGCUGAUGCGGCACCUCACGGCCAGCGAGACCAAGAAGCUGCCCAUCCAGGAGUUCCACCUGAACCGGAUCCUGCAGGACCUGCAGCUGACCUGGGAGCAGUUUGUGGACCUGUGCAUCCUGCUGGGCUGCGACUACUGCGGCAGCAUCCGCGGCAUCGGGCCGAAGCGCGCUGUGGAGCUCAUCCGGGAGCACAAAUCCAUCGAGAGGAUCGUGCAGCAGCUCGACACCAAGAAGUACCCCCUGCCCGAGAACUGGCUGCACAAGGAGGCGCAGAAGCUCUUCCUGGAGCCCGACGUGAUCGAUCCCGAGGCCGUGGAGCUGAAGUGGAGCGAGCCGGACGAGGAGCAGCUGGUGCAGUUCAUGUGCGGGGAGAAGCAGUUCAACGAGGAGCGCAUCCGCAACGGCAUCAAGAGGCUGAGCAAGAGCCGCCAGGGGAGCACCCAGGGCCGGCUCGACGACUUCUUCAAGGUCACCGGCUCCAUCACCUCGGCCAAGCGCAAGGAGCCGGAGCCCAAGGGAGGGGCCAAGAAGAAAGCCAAGAGCAACUCCAAGCCCAACGGCACCCCGGCCACAAAGACUAAAAAGGCAAAAUAAUCACAUUGGGCGCACACAGACCUCUGGGACUGGGUUUUUGGAGGGCUUAAUGAGGAAUUUUAGAGUAAUGGCAGUUGUGUGUCAGUGCUGCGUGUUAGUGCUGGGAAGGGAUGGGUGAGGCCGGCAGAGUGGAACGGCUUCUGGGCACAAACACUCCCAGAUUUCAGAAUUCCAAAGCUGCACAGCUCCAGAGCAGACCCAGGAGAAGUUAGAUUUCAGCCUGAUCCCAUCCAUCCCAGAAAAGGUAGAUGCAAGCAGAAACUUGCUUGAGUGAUAGGAGUGGAAGGCAAGCUGGAAUUGGGAAGGAGGCUUCAAGCAAUGAGGUAAAAUUCUCCCUUUAAAGAGAAUUCAUUAAGGUUUUUCCUUCCCUUUUCAUGGUCACUCUCCUUAUUCAAAACCCAGUUGUGAUCUCAAUUCCAGCAAGGUCCUGGCCCUCUUUUAGUGCAUAAUCCAGGGAAAGCUGAGCCCAGACUGCAGCUCUCCCAGCCUGAAAUUCGCUUAGAAAUGCUUAAAAAUAAAAAUAUCCAUAAGCCUAGAACUGCAGCCUCUUAGUCCCUGAAUUCCAGAGGCAUUUUUCCAUGUUGUACACACUUACAGGUCCCCGGAUUGGAAUUAAAACCUUUUAUUUCUUAUUUUAUUCUGUAUUUUCUGUAGUGUUUUGCUUGUCAGAGCCAUGGGAUGGGUUUUUUUUCCAGAAUAAAAUUUGAACUCAAAGACACUGUUUCUCUUUCUCCAGAGAAGUGGCUUAAACCGUGUUUUUAAAUGAAAAUCCCAGUUUUAGAGGGAAUUCUGUAACAGCCGAAAAACCAUUCGGAUUCUGGAACACAAAGAUUUCCAGUUUGAGCUCUCUGGAUGCUUCAUAGACAUCAAAAUCCGUGAGUCUGCUCUUUGCCAGUUUGGACAAUAAGAAGCUGGCUUGUUUUGUGGGGAAAUUAAUCUUUAAUAUUUAUUAUGCAUUAUCUUACUAAAAUUGGGAUUUAUGUU